CGUUUUGUCGGACCGAGGAGGAACGCUUCACUGCUUUUGUUUGGGCUCUUUUUAACUUCGCCUUCUCACCGCAAUGUUUUCACCGAGGAUGUUGUUGUUGCGGUCUUCUGCGUCCUUGACAACUAAACAUCUGUGCACGGGCGCAAGGAAAGGAAGGGCACCCGACAUGGUUGAAGGUCAGACGGCCUAUUUGAUUUUGGAUGCACCUUUCAACACAAGUGACUAAAUAUCCUCCAUCUAGCGUUAGAAUGCAUUUUGUAGUUUUCAUAAACACACAAAAGAGUCACUUACUGCAAAAUGGAAGACUUGUUUGUGUUUCUCCACAGGAAACCCACUCUUGCACGUAUCAAAUGGUGUGUUGGUAAACCCAGGCCAAUCUAAAAGCACAGUAACGUCAUGAUAAUUAGCGCUAAUUGCACGUUAAUUCUCUGCGGCAUGCCUCCUGGAUGGCUGGCGGACCUUUUAGCUGCUGCAUCUUCUUCCAGUGCGAAACAGGCUGAGAGAAAUCGUGGGAGCUUCCACCAACUGGAGGUAUGUAACCAUUAUGAGUUACGACGACGAUAUCUGGCAUUUAAUGUUGCUCAUCUCACCACCUGAUGUUUUUAAAGGUCCCCUGGCCCAUGCAAAAGUCACCUUUUAAUGACAUUUUAACAGUGUUAUGUGUCCCAGGAGCCUGCUUAUGAGCACCAAACUUGAGAAAAAAAGUUUUUUAUCUCUCUCACUUGUUUGCUCCACUUUUGAGGGAAGAGGAGCUCAAACACUCGCUUUUGAAGUUGAGGCUCAUUAGCAUUAAAGCGACAGAAACACAAAGGGUUUACUAAACAAGUUAAACAUAUCAAACCGUAUAAAUUCUGGACACCACACUUCUGAGACAUACUGUAUUUUAAAUUUGUGAAAAAAUACUGUGUUUAGCAUGAGACGCUGCCCUCUGCUGGUGCGCAGCCAGAAGUGCACUGAAAUAUUUCUUAUGCACAGCGACCACCAGCAGGCCAUGACAGAGCGCGUCUCCCUCUCCUCCAUGUUGGCCAAGUCCCAAAGCGACCUUCCCGUCAAGAGCAUGAAGGACAGCUUCCUGGAAGUCCACCUGCCUCUGGGCUCUGAACCACAGCUCAGAGAGAAGUACCUGACCUUCCACAACACCGUCAGGUUUGGACGCAUCCUGGAGGAUUUGGAUAGUUUAGCAGUGCUCAUCUCCUACUCACACACUUACAAUCCAGCCCUGAAGAGGUCGCCAUUGUCUAUUGUCACCGCCCUGGUGGACAAAAUAGACAUGAGGCAGCAGGUCAUAUAUCCCGACUGCGACAUCAAGUUCACUGGUCAUGUGACGUGGGUGGGAAAGACCUCCAUCGAAGCCAAGAUGCACAUGACACAGUAUCGAGAUGGAGCUUAUUCUCCGGUACUGGAUGCGACAUUUGUCAUGGUGGCUCGAGAUCCAGAGAACAAGAGAGCGGCGUUUGUCAACCCACUGAGGCCACAGGGUCCCGAGGAGGAGGAAAUCUUCCAGCAGGGAGAAGCUAACAAGUCUCGCCGCGUGGAACUGAGCACCGCAUCCCUCCUGAAGGUGGCUCCCACGGCCGAGGAGAGGAAAAUAGUCCACGGCCUCUUCCUCAACACUCUGGACACCAAGACGGUCAGCUUCCGCAGCCGAGUGUUGCCUCCCAGCUCGGUGUGGAUGGAAGACGCUAAACUCAAGGGGCUGGAGAUCUGCCACCCUCAGGAGAGGAACAUCUUCAACAGGAUCUUUGGUGGCUUCCUCAUGAGGAAGGCCUACGAGCUGGGCUGGGCCAACGCCUGCUCCUUUGGGGGGUGUCGCCCCAGCCUGGUGGCCGUUGACGACAUCCUUUUCCAGAAGCCUGUGGAGAUCGGUUCCUUGCUGAUGCUCUCGUCACAGGUGUGCUACACGGAGGGGAAGCACAUCCAGGUCAGAGUUCACAGUGAGGUCUUUGACCCGCUCGCACGGCAGCACAACACCACCAACGUCUUCCACUUCACCUUUGUGUCGGACCGUGACGUUCCCAGCAUCGUCCCUCAGACGUACGGAGAGUCCAUGUUGUACCUGGACGGGAAGCGCCACUUCAACCAAACAGUGGACCAAUGACAGCACCUUUCUCCAAGACACGCUUCAUACAUUAGUGUCCUGUUGUUUACAUUUGCCUCAUUGGGAACAUGCUUUACAUCCACGUUACUGACUUCCUUUUCUUCUCGCUGUUUGGACGUGACUUGUCAGCAUCUACUUCCUCACGCAUGGCACCUGACUGACUUGAUGCACUGCUUUCAUGUUUAUUAUCACAUAUAUAUUUAUAUUCUGCUUGGACUCUGUUACAUUCUUCACUUGGCUGCUGUUUAGGAACAACUUUUAUUUUUGCCAUUGAGUUGUGUAUGAUGCAAAUAAAUGGAUUCUUAUUUUGA
Molecule: messenger RNA, 2409 nt
Organism: Dunckerocampus dactyliophorus (ringed pipefish)
Lineage: Eukaryota; Metazoa; Chordata; Actinopteri; Syngnathiformes; Syngnathidae
Gene: acot9.1
Product: acyl-CoA thioesterase 9, tandem duplicate 1
Exons: 14
Coding region: 914-2098 (394 amino acids)
Biological process (GO): acyl-CoA metabolic process
Cellular component (GO): mitochondrion
Molecular function (GO): fatty acyl-CoA hydrolase activity
Source: RefSeq, a predicted model, not a curated record